Messenger RNA from Cylas formicarius (sweet potato weevil), 2660 nucleotides. Its product is annotated as odorant receptor 49b-like. The coding region runs from base 25 to 1218 and encodes 397 amino acids. Lineage: Eukaryota; Metazoa; Arthropoda; Insecta; Coleoptera; Brentidae. The transcript is spliced from 5 exons. The record is from RefSeq and is a predicted model, not a curated record. Gene Ontology annotation, molecular function: odorant binding; olfactory receptor activity. Gene Ontology annotation, cellular component: plasma membrane. Gene Ontology annotation, biological process: sensory perception of smell; detection of chemical stimulus involved in sensory perception of smell.
AAGACAGAAAUCGAAACUACCUUAAUGGCGCACGCAUAUAGAAAAAAAUUAGAAAUUUUAAAGGUUUCUAAAUGUAUCUUGGUCAUAUUUGGAGCGUGGCGGAAUGAGUUAACGGAAAAAGCAUACCUUGCGAGAUGUUAUUUCUUGUAUUCCUGUUUUAUUCACCUUUACAUGACAGUCAUGAUAGCAAGUAUGUGUGGCUGGGUCGGCGUUAGCCUCAACAACAAAAACAAGUCGGCGCAAGAAAUGGAAAGGUUGAUUACCGCCAUUACAUAUCUUAGUAGCACCUUCGUUGUUAUGAUUAAAAUAUUCCUUUGUCAAGGCGCUGGCGUCCGAAGAACAAUUUCUUUCGUACUAGAGGAAGAAAACAAGAUCAACGAUACCCAGGACGAAGAUAUAUUUAACAGUCAUUCAGAACAAGUCAGAUUUUGCAAUAGCAUCAAUCUUGUUCAGGCGAUUUGUUACUUGUUCAUAUACGUGUGCUUUGCGAUUGUCGAAAAUUUGGUAGCCAGAAUCAAGGUAGAGCAAUACAACAAAGUUCACAACGAAACAUUGAUCAAACCGCUAAUAUACGACUUAUAUAUUUACAAAAUUGACCCUAUAAAGUACGAAACGUUUUUCAUGUUUUACUGUUAUAUCGGCGCCGCCGUACUGCUAUCGUACGGUAUUGCAACUAAUAUCAUCUUGUCCUGUAUCAUUUUUGGGUCAUCGGUGAUAAAAGCUCUGCAAAUUAAGGUCCGUAAAAUCGCGGGACAUGGUAACACAUUUCUCGUUAGUAUGAAAGAGUACGUGAAAGAACAUCAGCAACUUAUAAGGUUUGUCGAAGACUUAAACAACUCCCUUAAAUAUAUCAUCCUAAUAGAGUAUAUAACCACUUCAUUGACAAUAGCGCUAGUGGCCCUACAGUUCGUAGAGGACAAGACUUCUACAAUGCGGAUAGGUAGAUUGGGUUAUUCGGGUUCCUUUGUUGUAUACAUCCUUUCGCUGGGAUGGAGCUCGAAUGAAAUCAAGAUUCAGACCAUGGCGAUGGCUGAUGCUCUAUACGAAUGUUCCUGGGUCGAGCAAAGUGAAGAAGCUAAACGCAUACUGUUUAUAAUGAUGAUGAGGACUAACAAACCUUCGCAGCUGACUAGGGGUCCAUUUGCCGAAAUGACGCUUCAGUCGGCUAUAACGGUGCUGAAGGCCGCUUACAGCUACGUUUCUAUAAUGAUUAAAUAACAAGUCACCACGAUGCAGUUGAUAUAGGUUUGCAUAAGUAUCAAAAUAAAUAAAAAUCGACUUCAAUAAAGUUCCAAAAAAUUGAAUCUCGUGAAUUUGAGACUUUUAAAUUUUAACUCUCAUUUUUAUUUUAAAUUGCGACUGGAAGAUAUAAAACUUAUUUCGACGAUUAAUGUUUCCUUAUUUCUGGAUUUUAUUACAAGUUAGGAGGGAAGCGACUGAAGCAAAUUUUAACUAAGCAACAAACUCAACAAUUAUAGUAAAAUGAAAUGGAUAAAAUGUUCAAAAUGAAUAGAAUUAAAUAAUAUCAAUGGUAAUAAUAAUAAUAAUAAAAGAAUUUAUUGAAAGGCACUAUAAAAGGCAAAGUUGAGGCAGAGCCUCCUAACUGUCUUCAGAUAACGACCAAACGGGUUAGCGCUAACCAAAAAAGCCACUCCAGUAACCAUACAAUAUUUAAUUUAAUUAAUAUAAUAAUUAAUCUGAAGCAAAGAAACAGGAAGAAGUUCAAAGUGCGAAAUAAGAAGCAGGCAGGACGGCAGGUCAAAGCGGAAUUUUAUAUUCUUGUACAGAAUCUGGACACUUUUUAUCAAACAUUUUAUUAAAAAGAGUCGGUGCAUUAUAUUCAGCCAUUUAAUUCCUAGAAGUUUACUUACUUUUUACUUACGGAUUCCGCCUAUUGUUGAAACGCAAGAGUACUGCAUUAAUUGUAUGCAAAAACCGGACAUAAAAUUUUAUUCGAUAAAACAAAAAUUCUUGCAAGUAAUUAAUUCUUCUACCAAGGAAAAAUCCGAGAGUCUAUAGAAAUCUAUAAGCAACCUAAUAAUCUAACUGCGACUCAGGUUACCAAUAUGGGAAUCAGUCAUCAGCAACCUUACAUUCUUAAGCGCGAUUGUCGCCAAUUUGGAGUCAUCCGAGACGGUGUUUACGUCCUCAUUUAGCUCCGCCCCCUUAAACAAUAUAAAAGCAGGUACAGAGUAAAAUGCGAGUCAGUUCCACUCAAGCUCUGAAUAAGGCAACAGGAUGAUUGGCGAGAAGUUAGCUAGUUCGACUCAAUAAAAACCGACGCAGGAGGAAUAUAAGUUUUAUAAAAAGUAAAAACAUAUGAACUCUUCCAACACUCAGGAAUAACGUGAGUUUCAGUUAAAAAAUUUGCUAAAUAUGUUACUAUGAUAUAAUAUAAUAUAAAAUAAUAUAACAUAAUAUUUUGUCGGUACCAAUACCCUCCGAUUUUAUAACACAAUUUAUAUUUAUAUUUAUAACUAAUUUCCUACAAAGUAGCUAAUUUCUGGAAAAUUCCUCCUUUUUAAUAAAACAAUAAAACUCAAAUGUUGUUGGAGGUAUUCGGUGGAUGCGCUGGUUUAGUGCGUGUUAGAAUUGAAAAUAAUAGAUUCAUUGUUUCCUGUAUAGCUUGCCGAAAUCUUCUUGAGACUAGCAAAUUGAGA